AUGUCCAACAGCAUCCAACCUACAGAUAUAGAACCUGGCGACUCCUCCGGUGGCGCAACCUUAACACAACAGAAGACAAACCUGUCCUACAGCUACGACAACAGAAAGGGGUGGAGACGAUGGAGAGUCUUUCACCCUGGUAGAGGAAUGUAUCACGAUGUCAAACGUCGUCUUCCAUAUUACUGGAGCGACAUCACAGAUGCUUUUACCUAUCGUGUGGUUGCCAGUACCAUUCGCAUGUACUUUGUCAAUCUUCUUCCAGCUAUUGCAUACACACUCGACAUGUACCGACGAACAGGGCAGUUCUAUGGUAUCAACGAAGCUUUAUUCUCCUCAGCACUAGCAGCGGUAGUAUUCAGUCUUCUGAGUACACAGCCUCUUACUAUCGUUGGCGUUACAGGUCUUAUAUCUUUGUUCAACUUUACCAUAUACGACAUCAUCAGCAUCUAUGAUGUCUCGAUCUAUCCCCAGUUCAUGGCAUGGACUGGUAUCUGGGCAGCCAUCUUCCACUGGCUUGUUGCUAUUUUCAACACGUGUGAUUACAUGCGUUAUGUCACUGACUUUUCAAGUGAGGCAUUCGGGAUGUACGUUGGAAUUAUUUACAUCAUCAAAGGAGUGGAAGAGCUAGUCAACGAGUUCGACCAACAAGGACCCGCGUCUGGAUUUCUCGCCUGUAUCAUCGCUAUUCUCUACUUUGGGACAGUUUAUGGUCUGGAGAAGCUGGGCUCCAGUACUGUCUGGAAACCAGGAGUCCGGACUAUUCUUGCUGAUUAUGCUUAUGUGGUGCGUUUCAACUUUGACCUGACACAAAGACAUGCUAACAGUCAGCAGUUUGGAACCCUCUUCUGGGUCGGCUUCUCUCACUUCCCUGGCAGACUCGAGGCAACACACAUAGAACGCGUACCUGUCACCAAGGCCUUCUUCCCAACACAGCCCAGAGACUGGCUUAUCGACUUUUGGAACUUGGAUACCAAAUGGGUGUUUGUCGCUCUACCAUUCGGGUUCUUGACUAUGCUUUUGUUCUAUUAUGACCAUAACGUCAGUAGUAUAACUGCACAAGCCCGGCAAUACCCGCUCAAGAAACCCGGUGGUUUUCACUGGGACUUCUUCCUCCUCGGCUGCACAACAUUUGUCUCAGGGAUUCUUGGACUUCCAAUGCCUAAUGGCUUGGUACCACAAGCGCCUGUCCAUACAGACUCCCUUACUGUAUAUGAAACAGACCUCAAAGUCAUUCCAACAUCUGAAGGCGAAGACACCGAGAUUCGUCGGCCUGUUCUAAGAGCCGCAGCUGUAGUUGAGCAGCGAGUUUCACAUUUCCUUAUGGGCCUUGGGUUGGUUGGUACAAUGACGGGUCCCCUUCUUGUGGUUCUGCACACCAUGCCUUCUGCCGUAUUUGCAGGUGUGUUCUUUGUUGUUGGUUGGGGCUCGAUUGAAUCAAAUGGUAUCCUUCAAAAGUUUAUCUAUCUCCAGUCCGAAGAACGCUUUAUUCAGCGUGACGAGCCACUUCUUCGCAUCAGAAGACGUAAGAUCAUUCUUUUUAUCAGCAUUCAGCUCAUUGGUGUAUUUGCCUGUGUAGCUGUGUCACAUACUCUCGCAGCCAUUGCCUUUCCUGUAUUGGUUAUCUUGUUGAUACCUCUACGUAUUGUCAUCGUGCCUCGCUGGUUCAGCCUACAGGAACUCCAGAUCCUUGAUGACUUUACUGCGACUAACAAGGCCGUCCUUGCCAGCUUGGGUGGUCAACCUGUGCUUCCAGAGCAUUCGAAGGAGGAAGAUUGGGGAGUUGAGAGGAGACAUAGUGAGAGCCAGCAUGGCGCUGCUCGUCAGCGAGCGGGAAGCAUUCAUCGAUAG
Messenger RNA from Fusarium graminearum PH-1, 1848 nucleotides. RefSeq lists its product as uncharacterized. Lineage: Eukaryota; Fungi; Ascomycota; Sordariomycetes; Hypocreales; Nectriaceae. The record is from RefSeq and is a predicted model, not a curated record. Gene Ontology annotation, biological process: monoatomic anion transport; borate transport; transmembrane transport. Bases 1 to 1848 code for a protein of 615 amino acids. Gene Ontology annotation, molecular function: solute:inorganic anion antiporter activity. Gene Ontology annotation, cellular component: plasma membrane. The transcript has 6 exons.